AUGGCACCCAGCAUGCAAGAAACACAAUACCCAUCCGAAGGCACGAGGGCGUCACAGAACCAGAAUUUUUCGAAUUCCAACGUUUUUGAUAUCUCGCCAGCUGCGGCUUUGGAGCUGUUAUGCUUCAAUAUCGAGAGCCUUGCACAGUCAACUACCCAAACACCGACGGAUCCCCUAGUGAAUUCUCCUGGUGCUCAUGGCGAGGAUUAUCAAUACAAUGCCUCCAAUGGGGAAGCACCCAUACAAAUAAGAACUGCCGAACUGCAUGCCCCACCAACAGCUGAUAACACGGCUGGCCAGGAUAUCCUUCAGCUUAGUGUGCUUUUGCGAAAAUUUGUGUCGAAAAAAGAACCGCCCAUCUCAUUACGGGAUUACCUGUUACGACUUCACAAGUACUGCCCCAUGUCCACAGCAGUCUAUCUUGCUACCAGCAUUUAUUUUACCAAGAUGGCAGUCGUCCAACGGAUGCUGUCUAUUAACCCGAAGAAUAUGCAUCGUCUUAUCCUUGCUGGUCUUGGGGUAGCGAUGAAAGCGUUGGAAGACCUUAGUUACCCUCAUAGUCGAGUUGCGAAGGUUGGUGGAGUGAGUGAGCGCGAACUUUCCAAGAUCGAAAUCAGCUUCUGCUUUCUGGUGGAUUUCAAGCUGCGGGUCGACGCUCAGAUGCUUCUGGAUGAAGCGCAAGAUCUAAUUCAAAGAUGCGUAAAGAAGAAUGAAGAGAAAGGGAAAAAGGAAAAUGGUAUGUCAAAAUAG
Molecule: messenger RNA, 750 nt
Organism: Aspergillus ruber CBS 135680
Lineage: Eukaryota; Fungi; Ascomycota; Eurotiomycetes; Eurotiales; Aspergillaceae
Product: putative cyclin-dependent protein kinase complex component
Exons: 3
Coding region: 1-750 (249 amino acids)
Biological process (GO): regulation of cyclin-dependent protein serine/threonine kinase activity
Cellular component (GO): nucleus; cyclin-dependent protein kinase holoenzyme complex
Molecular function (GO): protein kinase binding; cyclin-dependent protein serine/threonine kinase regulator activity
Source: RefSeq, a predicted model, not a curated record